AUGUGGCAUUAUUCUUCAACAGUGCCCUUUUAUAACAAGAUUUGUCCAAGAAUUUUUUUUCCUUUCUUUCAACAUAAUAGUUUCCGUCCUCUGUUAUUCUGCGUUUUGUACUCUUUCCCUUUCAUAUUUGCUUUCUUUCUUUCUAUCUAUCUAACUAACUAUCUAUCUAUAUAUCUAUCUAUCAGCAUCAGAAAUAUUUUGGGAUCCUCUUUACAUUAUUUUUUGUUGUUUUUUUUCUUUCUUCUUCUUCUUCUUCUUCUUCUUCUUCUUUCGUUUAUAUCUUCAUUUUCUCCCUUUCACCGCCUCCUUGAUUAUCUCCGUCUUCUCUUUCUCUUUUUUCUUUAUUUUUCUCCUUUAUCUAUACUUUUUUCUUCAUUUCUCCCUCUCCCAUUUCAUAUGAUUCUUCUUCUUCUUCUUCUUCCUCUUCUUCUUCUUCUCUUACUCCUCCCUGAUCCUCCUUUCUUCUUCUUCUUCUACUUCUUUUCCCUUCUUUACAUUUUCUUUCCUCCUUUUCAAACUGAUUUUUUCUUGUCCCCUCUAGUCGUCUCUAGUGUUUUCAUAGACUUAUUCAAACCUUCUAUCUCUUUUUUUCUCUUACUAAUCAUUCUUUUUCAUUUUCUUCCUCAUUUAUUCUACUUUCUCUCUUUCUCUCUCUUUUCUAAUCAGUCAAUCAAUUUGCAUUCAGAAUCAUCUCAUUCUCAAUCUUAA
Messenger RNA from Acanthosepion pharaonis, 708 nucleotides. The record is from the annotation of a GenBank genome assembly. NCBI's taxonomy places the organism in Eukaryota, Metazoa, Mollusca, Cephalopoda, Sepiida, Sepiidae.